ACGCAACUGAGAGUUUUUGAAGUAAAUUACACACAUUUUGUGAUAUCGAUAGUCAUACUCAUUGAGGCAGUAUCAUUUAGAGACUAGAAAUUAAAUGAACAAUUGAAACAACUACAUCAUAACCCAACUGCUAGGUCCGUAAUCGAUUACAUUAUAAUUCCGUAAGGAACUGAAAAGUAUUGGCGGGUUAUUUUACCCGCUUCAGACGUGUCUCGUGAAGGGUUCCGCUGGAUGGGAUCCGAAUUAAUUACGCAUAUUAAAUAAACCGAAACCAAACCAGAGCGUUAGUUCAGUUUCAUUUUCUCCAAAUAAAACUGGACCGAUGCGUUAUGCCACCGGAGCUUAUGGAUGAGGAUGGAGAGGGUGGACUGGCAGCGGGACAUCCAGACAGUGGUGGCCCAGGAGGCCAGUGCACUUGUGGACCUGCUGUGCGAACAGAACAGCAAUGUUCUGGAUCAUAUUUUUCCCUUAGUGGACCCUAGGAUACAGGACCAACUACGGUCACUGACCAACAUUAAAGACCGUGUCUCAGGCAUUGUAAAUUACUUCAAGAAUUCAGAUCGCACUGUAUGUGAAGAGUUUCUCCACAUUGUAUGUGUGUACUGUGAAAACAUUCCCUUUCUUCUGGAAACCACACUGGUGUCCAUAGCAGGAUAUGCAACUGGCACAAACUUUAAUCAUACAAGUGACACUGAUAAUUCUUCACCAACAUGUAAUGUGAAACGUCCACGGCUAGUAUCGUCUAUGAGUGCUGCAAAUGACCUCAGACAUCUCGGCUCAGGAGAUUAUUUACAGAGUUACACAGAUGCUCUGAAAUCCAUGCUACUGCAAAAACAUGAGACUGUGACACAGGGUGUGGUGAAGGACAUCUGUCUUAAUGAGACACGGGUGUAUUUAAAACACAGGAACCCUCCACGAGGAAAAGACAGAACCACCCAGCCUCAAGCCUCUCUAGACAACCAGGAAGGAGAUGAUGGUUCAUUUGAAAAUAAAGUUUCAGUGGAGUCUCUUUUACAAACCACUGGCAAAGUUGUUGUGCUGCUGGGUCAGGCUGGGUCUGGUAAGACCCUGUUGGUGCACUGCAUUGGUCAUAGCUGGGCUGAAGGCUCCUUCUCAUCCAUUCACUUGCUGUUUCUGCUGGAGUUCCGGCAGCUCAACCUCAUAUCACGAAACCUGUCCUUGAAAGAACUGCUCUUUCUCUUCUACCCUCCAUGUGAAGAAGCUGAGGAGCAGAGCGAAGCAGUGUUUGCUUUCAUCCUCUCCAACCCUGAGAAGGUCUGCUUCAUAUUUGAUGGUUAUGAUGAGUUUCGAUCCAAGCUUACAAAUCCAAAAAUGCUUGAUGGUAUUAAUGAUCCAUACAAAUCACUUCCAAUGACAGAUCUCCUCUCUGCACUGUGCAAUCGCAUAAUCCUCCCAAAUUGCACUGUGCUGGUCACCUGUAGACCACGGGAUGUGACAGAUAUGUUUGGGAGUCAUGGUUUCAUAACUUGUGAGCUGAUGGGGUUUGAUCGCUUGGGUGUGAAGGAAUACACUAAGCAGUACUUCCAUGAAAAGGGGGAUGAACUUAAAGAAAAGGCUGUAAACUUGUUGAUGGACAACCGUCAACUCUUUUCCAUGUCUCAUGUGCCUGGACUCUGUCACAUCUGCUGUGUAUGUGUGGAUCAUCUGUUCUCCAGUACUGGAAAUCAUGCUAGUCUACAGCUACCCACAUCCUUAACCCAAAUCUAUAUUCAGAUCCUGUUUGCUUUUCUUAGCCGCUUCAAUGGGGAGAGGAUGUCUGUUGCACCUUUGAUGCAGAGAUACAGAACUAAAAUUGUUGAGAUGAGCCAGCUUGCCCUUAAAGGACUAGAAGGAAGCAGCAUCAUUUUCAUGGCUGCUGAAGUUUCGACAGAACUCCAGGAUUUUGGCAUCAGAACUGGGAUCCUGUCUUGUGUGAAGCUGACAUGUGAGGAUGGAUCUUCAGGAUGUGGUUUCACCUUCAUGCACCUCACUAUGCAGGAGUUCCUCGCUGCUCUCCAUCUCAUGACCAGUCAAAGCAUUACAGAGAGUCAACUUAAGAAGAAGCUUAACUUGAAAACCCGCUGGACCACAAAAACAGAUCGAAAAUCUGUCUUUACGGACUCUCUCCAUCUUUAUGUGUGUGGGCUUGCGGCCGAGGCCUGCACCUCCAGUCUGGUCCAGCUAAAAGGGACUGAGGGAGCCACAGCUUGGGUACGAAAGCGCCAAGCUGCAGUCCGAGACAUUUUGCUUGCUUUAGGAGGAAGUGCCAGUCAAACAGGCCCCAAAAUUGUUGAGCUGUGCCGAUGUGCCUAUGAGACACAAGAUGCUAAAUUGGCAAAGGCUAUUGGUUCGAGACCUCACUUUGAACUGCGCAAUAUCAGACUAAAUGCUGUUGACAUGGAGGCCUUGGCAUUUGUAACAGCAGCUGCAGAUCAGACAGUAUGUCUGGACUUUGGUGGCUGCUCCAUUGAAGUUGAUUGUUUGGAAAUCCUUCCUUGUUUCAAGAAUCUGGAUUACCUCAUUUUCCGUAGCCGGAAAUAUGAUGACAAGUUUGCAGAGGCUUUGUGUGGUAUCCUGUCCAAACUCCAGGCUUUGCGGCGAUUAGAUUUUAUCAGUGGGGGCCUCACUGAUGUUGGAGCUGCUAAACUUGCCAGGGCUUUAGAGGACUGUACACAUAUCACACAUCUAAAUGUCAGUGAUAACUCCUUGAAAGACGAGGGUAUAGGAGAGAUUGUAAAAACACUAUCCAAACUGCCCAACAUCUGCUCUGUUUUGAUGGGGAAAAACAGCAUCUCUAUAGAUGGAAUCCUCAUGCUCACUGAAAAGAUGGCCACCUGCCCCUCCAUUCAGGAAGUCUAUGUUGAGGGAAGUAAGGAGGUCAGAAUUUCCUUCUCUCAAAGUUCUGACUCAUUCUGUGAAAGCAUGGACAUAAAUAACACAGAAGAGGCAAAGACUGUGACAUUGAAGCAGUGUAACAUCACUUGUACUAAUGUAGAUAGCCUGUGUGAUAAACUCAAGGGCUACUCCUUCUUAACUGUUUUAGAUUUGUCCAACAACUCGUUGGGUAACAAGGGCCUGAAGAAAAUUGUACACCUUCUGCCUAAACUUGGAAUGAUACAGGAGAUCAAUGUCAGUAAAAAUGGAGUAGAUAUGGAUGGGUUGGUGCUGCUUGCUUCUGCUCUCUGUUCUCAGAAGGACCUGAUGAAAGUAGAUGCAAGUGAAAAUGGAAAGAAAACAUUGGUUCUUUGGUUUGACACCAGCAAAAGACAUUCAAAACAGCUGGCAUCAAAGGAAACUGAUAUACAUCUGCAUAAAAAACUCAGUUUAACACAUAGUGAUAUUCAACCUACCGACAUGACCAAACUGUGUAAACAACUGGUUAAGUGUAAAAACCUUCUAGAUAUUGAGUUCUCCCAUCUAAAAUUGUCAAACGAUUCGGUUGAAAAGUUGAUGUUGAUUCUUCCUGAAAUGUCUUCUCUUCACGUUCUGAACUUAAGUCAUGUUGACAUGUCUACGAAUGGGGCUCUGUUAUUGGUCAGAUCUCUUGCUGACUGUCAGCGUGUCACCGCGGUAGAACUCAGGCACCAGGCAGAAGCAUUCAUUAAGUUUGUCCCAGUCAAAGCAGAGGCAGCAAUUUGCAAGCUCACAGAGUAUAAGCUGAGCAGAACCAAUGUUGAGAAGCUCUCAAGGAUACUGGAGGGCUGUCCUCACCUAGCUGAACUGGAUUUGUCCCAUAACCUUCUCAAAGAUGAGGGGGUGAAAUGUUUUAUCGAUUGUUUGCCCAAACUAAAGAUCUCCAGCUCAGUGAGCCUCAAUGGCAACAGAAUGACCCAAGUGGGGGCUCUGCAUCUGGUCAACUCAAUGAACACCUGUGAGAAAGUGGUUGCUGUUGAAGUCAGUCUUGGUGUGGAAGAUCAGUCUCUGAUUCAGUUUGUGCAUAAACAUGUCAGUGGCAAAACUCUCAGACUAAGGGAGUGCAGUUUCGAGGCCAUCCACUUACAGAAGCUUGUGGAAAUACUGAACAGAUGCCCAGGACUACUUACAUUAGAAUUGUCAUCUAAUUCGCUGCACAAUCAAGGCCUGUUUCCUUUACUAAACAGCCUGGUCAAGCUUUCCUCGAUUCAAACUUUAAAGUUUAAAAAUAAUGGUCUGACUUCUGAACAGAUUGGGUAUUUUAUGGAGCAGCUAAGUAGCUAUCGCCAACACAGAGACAUCUGGAUUGAAGAGCAGUGGAUGACAGGAGAUGCUGUGAUCAGUUUUGUUGGUAACUGCCUGAAUCUGGAGCCUCACAUCAGAGAGAUGAGGGUCAACCAUUCAUCCAUAAAUGUUAUUAUGGAGGCCGAUUCCAGUUCCAGCUCUACUUCUAUAGCUCAUUCUGAAAACAGUGAGUUCUCACUAUGUACCCUGCGAUCCAUCAGCUUUGGUGACUGUAACAUAGAAGGACAUCAUCUCACUCCUCUGACACUUCCCAUCCAAAAAUGUCAUGCCUUGCAGGAUUUGAAGUUUUCUCAGCUUAAAAUGGACAGAAAAGGUGCAGAGUUUUUUUCUCUAGUCAUUCCAUCCUUAUUGAACCUUAGGAACCUCAAUCUUGAUUUGAAUGGAGCAGCUGAAGAUGAUUUGGUAAUCCUGAUAGAAGCAUUACCAAACACUCACACAUUUGAGAAUCUGAGUUUGUCUCAGCUUGUUUUAGGUGACUGUGGAUCCACAGUACUUGGCAGGGUCCUUAAAAAUAUACCAAAUCUGAAGUCACUCAAUCUCUCUCAGUGCUCUGGUUGGACAGCAGCUCGAGGGAAGAACUUGAUCAGAGGUCUGGUGCAGUGCUUAUCGCUGGCAGAGAUCCGCCUGGACUCUAUGAUAUUGGAUGAAGAGGCCAUAAACAUCUUAACCCAAGGCUUCUGCAGUAUGGGUUCACUCAGGAGGCUCAGCUUAAACAACAUUAGAAUAGAGACAUCUGAGACAUUCGUCAGUGACACUGGUGUACUCUGGCUACUGACUUCUUUUCAGGCUUUUAGACAGAUGGAAGAGAUUGAGUUGAAAGGCUGGCGAAUGGGAGAUAGUGGAAUACAUGAGCUUUUGAAGAAGAUUCCCUCAUGGACUGAACUAAAAAAAAUAAGUCUGUCAGACAACAGUGUGAGUGACCAGGCUGGAGAGAAGCUAGUGGAGGCACUAUCCAACUGCAGAGCUCUACAACAACUACAGCUCUCCAAAAACCAGCUUGGUGAAGCCAGUGCUGCUAAACUAGCUCAAGUACUCCCAUUACUGUCUCAGCUCUCAGAUCUGGAUUUGUCAGAAAAUCAGUUUGGUCCAAAAGGAUCUUUGAUUCUUUGUAAAGGUCUUGUCGACAAGAAGGCACUGAAAAGACUGCACUUGACUUCGAUUGGGAGUUCAGAUCUGGUUGGUGUGGCCUCAACCCUCAGUUGCUGUCCAUCCAUAGAGGAUGUCAGCUUGUCAUGGAAUGAAUGUGGCGAUAAACUGGCACAGAAACUGGCUGAGAUUCUGCCCCUGUGUACAAAGUUGAAAAGACUUGACCUGGAGGCUAAUAAAAUAACCACAAAGGGAGCCAUAGAGAUUGCCAAAUGCCUCCCAUCAUGCCCUUCCAUUGAAUUAAUAAGGCUCUGGAGGAACCCAAUUGCCAAAGAUGAUGAGAAUCUGAAAGAUCAGAGACUGAACUUCUCAUCAAUUUAAUCUCUUACGUUUUCCAUUUUUAAUGAUUUUUUUCUUUCCAUUCUGGUAUAUUGUACAUAAAAAUACUGUACUUCUAUGAGUACAGUACAUUGAUAUACUGUAUUUUAUUAAUUGCUGUUAGUUUACAUAUAAUUGAAGAAUACAUUACCUCAUUAGAGUAACUCACCACACCAAACAACACCGUUUAUCCAGCUGCUCAGGGACUGGAAUAUGCCCAUCUAAUGGAAACAAUUUUGGUAAUAGGCUCAGUUAAGCUAUUAGAAAUAACUUAAUUCCCUACCGUUUACAAGAGAUUUACAUGUCUGUAUUUUUUCAGUAAAGGAACAAAUAAUUGUCUAGAUUUAGCACAGUGAAGUAGACAGUUCUCUUGUAAAGUUCAGCACAGUCAUGCCGAGAAGCACAGAGCCAAGCACUCCAUUAUGGGCAUUCCUGCACUGAUCCUCCCUGACACCACCAUGUUGUGUUCUUCUUUAAAUUGCGUAUUUAUGUCUGUACUUUUAUUUGAUAUCUUCAGCUUUCAUCUAUAAAGACCUUUUAAUUUGUAAAAUGCUGCACAAUAUUGCCACUGUUCAGUAAAAUUGCUUUUUGUUUAAGUCGAGGUAACAGCACCUCUUGCACUGAUAAAUUUGCACUUGUUCAGCUGUUCCAUUUUUUUUCCUAAUGUGCAAUUUAAUUAUAAAUAAAAGUACAUUUUAAAAUAUUUGAUCCAAUUGGGAAAUGUAUUUGUAAUAGUCUGUUGCUGUUGCAGUAUAUCCAUGUCCAGUAAAUAUAGAUAAGUACUAAAGCAAUUAUAUUUAAUUGACGUGUGCUCUUGUUAUGAGAUGUUAUGUUAAAAUGGAUAAUUUAUAAUGGUUUAGUGAUACAAUAAAAAUUAUUGUAUUAAAAAUAUGUAAUAUAUCGGUAUUGGUACUACUAUUAAUUUAUUGACAUGUAUGUUUCUUACACACACAAAAAAAAAAAAAAAAAGAAAGAAAGAAAGAAAAAGCAGGUGUUCAAACUGAAAGGUGUUGAAAAUUUAGGGGCCAGCUAUAUUUGCUUGCCAAGUUAGUGUACAAUGACAUAAGUGUGUUUUCUUUUAUUAGUGUUCUUCUUUAUUACCGCUAGAUGGCAGCAAAGCAAUAAAUACGUAAUCUGGAAAA
Myxocyprinus asiaticus (Chinese sucker) is the source of this 6824-nucleotide messenger RNA. Its product is annotated as protein NLRC5-like. NCBI's taxonomy places the organism in Eukaryota, Metazoa, Chordata, Actinopteri, Cypriniformes, Catostomidae. The transcript has 45 exons. The coding region runs from base 349 to 5685 and encodes 1778 amino acids. Gene Ontology annotation, biological process: positive regulation of transcription by RNA polymerase II; positive regulation of MHC class I biosynthetic process; inflammatory response. Gene Ontology annotation, molecular function: protein binding. The record is from RefSeq and is a predicted model, not a curated record.